CGGGCCGCGACGAAUGCGUGAGUUCAGAUGCGAUGCACGCGGUCAUGCUCAGGCGGUCGCAGAGCCACUGGCACUUCCGUAAUUGCGUUACGCAGCAAUGACAGCCGCUGCCGAAGUCUCGGGCGGUGAGGAAGAAGUGCUGUCGAUCCAGCUCGUUGCGGGCUUUAUCAUCUUGGUCGUCGUGUUCGUCGCCAUCAUGGAGCGCAUUGUCGAGUACCUUUUGCACGUAGCCAAGCGCAACAAAAAGUACAAAGAGAUGCUCAUCAAGACGAUCGGUGAGCUCAUGGUCGUGGGACUCAUCUACCUCCUCGUCAAGCUCCUGUCGUACCUUGGGGGCCUGAGCACGCUACACUACCACGCGAUCGACGCCGCCGACAUUCUGGUGUUUCUCGUCGUAAUCUUCCUCGUGGUACAAGCAGUCGUCAUCUUCAUUGUGCUUACGUACACAAACAACUUGACCGACUCGGUGGACUUGUACUCGAUGGAGGACCUCGUGGCCUUGGCAGAUGCCGAGGAGGCGCGAUCGCUGUCGUGGCUUUUUCUGCCAAAAGCCCGUCGUGGCAUGCAGCUCAAGUUACUUGAAGCGCUUUUUGUCAAGGUGUACGAGCUCCCCCCGCUGUUUUCAUUCCCCAAAUACAUCCUCGAGAUCCAAGAGGACCAAGUCGUCCAGCUCGCGGAUCUUCGCAUUUCCCACUGGAUCAUUCUCGUUGGCAUUUUCCUCGUCUUCUUCACGUGCACCGGCGAGAUGCAAACCGACCAUGCGCCGUACCGAGUUGUCGCCAACGAUGGUGCGGUGGAGUCUCUCCAAGACACGCGCGUCCUAGUGAUGGGGGUCCUCGCUGGGGCGCUCCUCGGCUGCAUGUUGCUCCUCAUGUUGUCCCUUCACCGCGCCCGCUUGUUUCUGCUGCGCCGGGCCGGGCAGUUCCUCGAGAUAUAUAAUACCCCGACCUGCGCCGUCAAGCUCCUCCAGACCGAGGAAUCGCAGGCGGCAGCUGAUGGGAGCCCCAUCGCUGACGAGCCCCAUCACCACCUUGAUCUGUCCUUCGACGAGCAGAUCCGCCAGAUGCGAGACGUGAGCGAACUCGUCCGCAGCAGGGAACCCGUCAAACACCGCCACAUCUUUGGUGCCGAGCUCUUUUACCGUCUGUACGCGAUGCUGUGUGGCAGGCCGGUGGCCCACCCGAACGCCCUCGACGCCCGCGUACCAGGGGACAUGUUUCAACUGCGGGGCUUCUCCCUUCCCCGCGCACAGUUCCUCACGACGUUGCUGUUGCUCCUCAAUGGCCUCUACGGCGCGAUCCUGUGCACGUCCGUAGUCCCGUCCAUUAACUCCACCACAAACGGCCUGUACGUGGCGGGGUGCUGCGUCCCGAUCGUGCUCAACAUGGUGGUCAUCGCGCCCAAGUUGAUCUCGAACUUUGCAAUCGUCCUUGGCGUGUGGAAGAUUGACGGCCGCGUCCUGGCCAAAACGAUCGACCAUUUCGUCCAUGUCGCCAAGCUCAAGCACCAGCUUCACCAAGACAUUUCGACGAGCCCCGCGAUGGUCGACGACAUCCAAGGUCUCGUUGGCGCUAGCGCCGACGGCUACGUAGACAUGGACACAAUUCAUGACACUGUCGCGGCCUGGGGCGUGUCACUCACUCGCCACGACCUCAACACCCUCGUCUACAUGGAGUGCCACUGCCGCGGCGGCCGCAUCCUGUGCUCGGAUCUCGCGGCACUGUGUCGACCACCCAAACCUGUCGCGUCUGGCGAUUCCCACGCGUUAAAGCAAACGACGACGAGUGCCCGCCACGGGGACAACGUCGCCUACCAGCGCAUGGCAUCGCCGCACUAGACGACGUGAGAAGCCAUACGAUGGCGCUUUUUUCUUUUGAAAGUGCCUGCAUUUGGUGGUUGUUUUAUGUUUUGAUCGAGCAUCGCACCCAAAUAGCGUGUGGAGAUGGACCUGCUCUCGU
Molecule: messenger RNA, 1958 nt
Organism: Aphanomyces invadans
Lineage: Eukaryota; Oomycota; Saprolegniomycetes; Saprolegniales; Verrucalvaceae
Exons: 2
Coding region: 98-1837 (579 amino acids)
Source: RefSeq, a predicted model, not a curated record